UCCGAGUGAGCACGGCUACGUGGAGACUCCGGACGGUCUGGCCUGGCACAGGCUACAACUCGCAGUGUUCCAAAAGUCGGCAACACGCACGAACCGCACGUCGACGCCUAAACACGCAGAACAAGAUACGAACACGCACGCGAACACACCCGAACACGUCUUAAACAUAUUCGAAACCGAAAAAAAAACACACGCAUACGUCAAACGCGUCGUCUUCGCGACUUGCUGAACGAUAGUCUUCUUCACUCUCCUGGCAGACGUGCUGAUCCUGCGCGAGGCAGCUCCGAGUAGACGACUCGAGGCCCAAGGGUAGUACCGACAACGGCUGUUCCAGGUCACGCCAGCCCAAACGAGCCCUCGUGGAAAUGUUGUCCAUCACGAGGAGAAUACGCUAACCUAGACGGUGGAGGUGGAGGUCGGUGGACCAGGAAGGAUAACGUUGGAUUAAGGGUCACCUGGAUUUGUCCUAGUUGCAGGAGUAUUGUGGACCUCGAACCCUUACCGUCCCUGACCUUCCUUUACAGCAUACCUAGACAGUUACUCAACGUGUGUCGCGGGUUUUUGAGGAAGUAUUGGAUUUCGCGAAACGAGUGCCGAGCGUGAGUGUCGUAACCCAGAUCCUUCCGGUUCGUGGAUUUAGUGUUAAAUUGGUUCCAAUCAUUUGGAAUCAUCGUGCGGGGUAGUAGGGCCGACUUGUGAUAAAGAUACCUUAUUCAAACACGGAAGCGAAAAAAACGAGGCGUUUACUGAGGCCCCAACUAGGUCUGACAAACGUAAGCAUAGGUCUAGUGAGUGAGAAAGUGCUGCUAACGUGAGUUGAUGAAUGGGACUCUGAUUUGACAAUCAGAAAGAUGAUCCAUGAUCGUCUCUUUUCGAACAACCCGAUACGAUUGUCGACUGGGGUAGUUCAUUAGUAUUUACCCUAAACGGAAGUGAUCUCUUGCAAGGUGUGACGCAACACCAGGGGAAGUUAUCAAGUAGAAUUCCGUCAACAAACAACGUGAACCUACAUCUUUCGAGGUUUUCGGUGCGUGUCUUGAUGAGCGUGGCGUGGAUCGAUAGUGGCCUCGCGAGCUUUAGUCGACGUUGACGUUGACGAAAUACCCCCUGGUGACUUCACUGUCCGGCACAAGGUGAAAAUUCACCAGCCGAAUCGAACCGAUUCGAGGCAGCUUAUCACCCGGUAGAAAUCGCUAAUCUUGCGAUUUAUGGGGGACUUCGGCGCGGCCAGUCUUUUUUCCAACACCUGCGGCCCCACCUCCAAACCAUUCACCGUCAACUCUACUAGUGCAACAAUAACCAUCACAACCACGGCAAUGCAGGACGAUUUGCUUAUUGAGAAGCAGGGCUCAGCAAAGCCCCCACUCUCACCUGGAGGUGUCUUGGAUCAGAGCGGACAGGACAAAUCAAAAGAUUGCGUAGAUGUUGACAACAUCACAAUAACCCAGAAUAACACACCCACAGACAAGGACAUGUCCUGCAAUACCACUUCCAGUUUGCAAGGUUUCUCGGACCCGGUCAGGGUACCAAGCCUCUGGGCAGCUCCGGACGACUCUAGUUUGCAUCAGCUUCCAGUGAAUGGAUCCAUCGCAACCUUUCAAAACUUCCCAACUGGUGGUCCUGGACUCUUUGCUGGAUCCAGCGCUGCAGGUCGUCGAGCCAUCACAGCUAGUCACAAUUUUCCACAACAUGGAAAUUCAGCACCAGGCAGCAGGCAUGGUCUACCAACACCGUCCGUUCAACAACAGCAGCAGCAACAACAGCAACAGCAGCAACAACAGCAACAGUCCUCCCAUCCUGGGGUUUACGUUCAGGGAAAAGGGUAUGCUGCCUGGUCAGGUGGUCCACAAGCACCACAACAAUGGGGCGGCGGACCUCAGGCCGCUGCACAGAGUCCUGCUCUUUCGCCUUGGAGUCGCGGAAGAUCCGUGCCAAAUUUGCCGCCGCUGCAUUCAUCUCUUCACGCUGCAGCUGCUGUUGCUGCAGCGGCGGGUCUUCAGAACAGGAAACCAAGUCCAACCUUCCCUGGACAUCCGGUUCCUACAGGUCAUCCGUCAAGCAUUAGUCCAGUUAAGUUCCGGAGAAGCACUUCUUAUCCCGGAAAGGGGAAUCUUUAUCCGCCACAACCAACACCCACGUUUGAAGUCACCUCAGCUGAUGAACGAGAUCUUAUGCAGAUGCCACCCUAUCAGCAGGAACGGAUGAACGCAAACGGAAAUUCACCUUUGGAUAGUAUGCGGACGUUAGAACAUUAUUUAAGUGAUAUCAUGCGGGCAGGAGCGGCAGACACACCAGAACAUCUUAAAGGGUUCAUAAACUGCAAUGCCAACACGCUACAAUCCCUCGCACAGCUACAUGGUAAGAUUACGGAUCCUGAAUACCAGUAUGCACCAAAAUUCGAUACCAGAAUGGCUCACGAGUAUAUAAAUUGUAAAUCUCCGUUUUUCCCGAGCCUUGAUGAGCAGGGUGGCAAUCUUUUAGAGGAUCCAACUGGCCAGUUGGAUGGAGUCGGAGUUGGAGUGGGAGUAGGUGUUGGAGUUGGCAUGAAUGCUCCUCAAAAUGUACCACUUUCAUCUCCAAGCCGAAGCAGUCCUCACAGUCAAGGUAGCGAAACCGGCGAACGAUUUUCCAGAAAAGUCUUCGUCGGAGGUCUGCCACCUGAUAUUGAUGAAGAUGAGAUCACAGCCAGUUUUCGCCGCUUUGGGCCAUUAGUCGUUGAUUGGCCACACAAAGCUGAAAGCAAAUCCUAUUUUCCACCAAAGGGCUACGCUUUUCUCCUAUUUCAGGACGAGAGUUCGGUGCAGCAAUUGAUUGACGCGUGCAUUCAGGACGACGACAAGCUCUAUUUGUGCGUGAGUUCGCCCACAAUCAAGGACAAACCUGUGCAGAUCCGACCUUGGCGUUUGAGCGAUGCAGACUUUGUUCUUGAUGCAUCAAUGCCGCUUGAUCCACGAAAAACCGUUUUUGUCGGCGGCGUACCGCGGCCUCUGAAAGCUGUUGAACUCGCGAUGAUAAUGGACCGAUUGUACGGAGGUGUCUGUUAUGCCGGUAUCGACACCGACCCGGAACUCAAGUAUCCCAAGGGUGCCGGCAGAGUGGCUUUCAGCAAUCAGCAAAGUUACAUUGCAGCCAUUUCCGCACGAUUUGUGCAAUUGCAGCACGGUGAUAUUGACAAGAGGGUCGAAGUCAAGCCGUACGUCCUGGACGAUCAGAUGUGCGACGAAUGCCAAGGUCAACGCUGCGGCGGAAAAUUCGCUCCCUUCUUCUGCGCCAAUGUCACCUGCCUACAGUACUACUGCGAGCACUGUUGGGCGACAAUUCACUCCCGGCCAGGACGGGAGUUCCACAAGCCUCUGGUGAAGGAGGGUGCGGAUCGGCCACGCGCUGUGCCUUUUCGCUGGUGUUAACCCCAACUGCGUCGCCCCUAAUUAUCUCGCGCGGCCCUAGCUAAUUAACUAACUACCACCACCACUACCACUUUUACAAUGCCCGAAUCCCCAUUAUUAUUAUUAUUAUUAUAUGAUAACUACCUGCCUACCUACCUUACUAUCCCCACCUUUUACCCCCAAAUCCACCACAAAAACUACUACUAUUAUUACUACUACUACUACUACUCGAUCGUCACUACUCCACUCUUCUACUACUACUACUACUACUACUACUACUCUACUACUACUAAUAUUGCUACUACGAAAAUAUUACUACUAUUACUCCAAUUACUAUCCCCAUUACCACCGAUUUUACUCGCAAGAAGAAAUACCAACAACAAGAACCCGUCAAAGCAAGGAAACCCAGAAUUUUCCUCUGCUCCCUCCGUUCUUGUCGAACCGUUUGAAAAUAAUAAUAAUAAUCCCGGUUCAAGCGGCAAGUUUCAGGAAGUUGGAUCAUCGAGCUAAUUGAAUUCUUGUAUCUCGUUGGACAACUCGUGUGUCCCCCCCGCAUCAAGAUCGCGUCUUAAUGAUUUGAUUUUCAAGAAUUCGUUUACUGCGAACUAUAAUUCUCUCGAGUAGAAGAAAAAUCUCGGCAAGGAGAGAGGAGGAGGAGGAGGAGGAGCGGUAGUUGUAAGUUCUCGAUUGAUUGAUUGAUUGAUCGAGCCGAGAAUCGAGUGAGAAAAAGAAUGAAAGUAAAUAAGGGAGAGAGAGAGAGAGUGUGAGAGUGAGAGAGAGUGAAGAAAAGUAAGGAGGGAGAGGGUGAGAAACUAAAGAAAAUAAUAAUAAUAUUAAUACUAAUAUAUGGAAAUAACGAGAGACGCGCGCCCUCGCGCGACUGAGUGUUAUUAAUCGAUAAAUGGAAAAUCCACGCUUUAUCGCUGUGUAUUAGACAAAUUCUCGGUAUCACAGUCUCUAGAAACUAAGAAUCUUUAUUAACUGCGUUAAAUAGGUACGUUUAAUUAUAAUACGUGUUUAGCCGGAAAAGAGAGAGGAUUUUUUUUUCGUUUUGUUUUUCAACUGGAGCUUGUUCUCGACACUUGGCGACCGAGAGACGGGUGAAUAAUUUGAUAGUGAAAUUGUUUCGCGAGGGGCGAACUUUUUUAAGGGGAGAAAUUCAUCUUGAAUUUUUUUUUUGUCACCAACUUCCCCUUUUUGCCAAACGCUUCUUUCGGAAGCAAAUAUCACUCGCUAAUCAGAGAAAUCGAUGAUAGGGAAAAGUGGCGAAUGAUGUGAGGGCGACAAUUGUCCUUGUCAAUUAUUGCCUUCAGAUUACAGUUUUGAAAAUCGUUUCCUGGUUGCAGCGAGAAAUCUUCGGAAUAAUCUCCCAUUGGUACAGGUAGAGGUGAUCCGUAGAGAGUAGAGAAACGUAGGAAUUUCGGUAAAUCGUCCUUGACUUUAACGACGCAAAAAAAAACGAUCUAUUUUCAUUUAGGAUAGAGGACUUUUGCUACUAUCUCGUAGUUUUUCGACGUUUGCCGAAGGCAAAUGCAAUACUUUCCAAUGACGAAUAGAUUAUUUUUUUUAGAUCUUUCUGCAAGCCUGACCGAAUAACCGAUAUCCAGACAGACUUGAACCUGUGACGCGGUCACAAAAAGUUGGCAUUAUCGUUGCUUCGUAUCCUACUUUUAUAAAAGUUUUGUCCCAACUUUUGCUAUGGUAGACCAUGUUUUAAUUCUUAAACUAGCAGUGUAAAAGCGGCUUUGUGUAGACGGUUUCCAGGUUCUAAGUACUCGAGGAACGGGUGUUGUUUGACCUGUUAGAAUUGCAGAGACUUUUGAAUUUUUCAGAACUUUUCUCCGGAAUUGGCUGAAUGAUGAUGUCGCUCGGAUCGAUGAUUUAUUUUUGUAUUUUUUUCUACCUAAAUCCGAGGCUCGGGAGAGGGAUCGAGGAUAAGGGUGUGCAACGUCUCGUCAAUGAAGGUAAUAAUUUUUAGGAAACGAUCUCGAGCUGAAAAAAUGAAAAAAAAACAUCUUUGAGCUCGUGAGCGAGCUCAGCGGGGGCUUCGUUUGUACAUAAAUGUGUAAAACCUUCGAUUGCUAUCCACUCUUAACCACGAUUUCUUCUCUCGGUGUAUAUAAUCAAACGAAUGCAAUCGCGUAGUUCAAAUUGAAAGAAAAAAAAACCACUGUCCCGACUGAUUGGGACAAUUAUUCUAAUUAGAAGCAGAGUCGAGAACGUGUUGUGUCGUGUUUCUUCCCGCGGUGAUGCUGGACAAGUGAUCGCUUUUGAAGUAUGAUUAUUAUAACUGAUGCGAUAAACACAACAUCAACACUCACAUCUACACAAACAUUCGAUUACAAAAAAACAAAGAAAAGAAAACAACAUAACACGGUAAGAAAUCCGCAAUAUGGACCCGUAAGGAUUAAGAGAAAGACAGAGUAAUCUCCACAUCUAUAUAUAAUAUAUAUAUAUAUAUAAACAUAUAUAUUUAUUUUUUUGGUCUCCUUUUUGUAUAUAACUCUGGCCACCUUAGGUGUAGGUGGCAUUUAGAUACCGGAGAUGAAGGACAGAAUUAGAAAAGUCUUCGCCUGAACUUAGCUUCUCCCUUCGAUUCACGGUAUUCAUUGCUCGAAAAAAAAGACGCAACGCUCUCAAGAAAAGAAUAAAUGGUGAAUAUCGACGCUGUAAAUUAAAGGCGAAGUCGCGAUUGGGUCUCGCGAAGCAAAAUCGUGCAAUAUGAUUUUUAUUUGAAAUUGUUAGCAUUAAUAUUUUAAUCUUUAAUUGAAACUUUAUGCUGUACCAGUCGAUUAAUACAGCAACGAUUUAUAUUUUUUCAUAAAUAAAGAAAUCUCGACAAAUGGUGUUUUUGUCUAUAAUUUUGAUCAAGUUACUCCUAUUGUUUUUAAUCUGUUUUCUUUUUUUUUACAAAUUGCAUUAGUUUAUAAGGAAAAUUCAAUAGGUAGCCAAUUCGAGGUUUUUGGCCUCAAAUAAUGCGCGAUUCCCAAUCGUGAUAUGUUAGAUUUUCUAAACCAAAAAUUCUGGACGAUGAAAUUCGUUGUACAAUGAGAAGGAUACGAGACGUGCAAAACAGAGCAUUAGUUAGUGCAAUUUUAACGCGAGUGACGACCUUUCACGUGACACGCGAAAAAGAGGAUAAGAAGCCUUGAAUGUGGAAGACAAGUGGAGAAGAGGAGAUAUUUUUCAAUUUUCAAAUCCAACGCUUACGGUUUACAAAUAUCACCUUUUGGGUUCACUUGUCUCCGCUUUUCUUGGUCUAUCCGCCUUAAAUAAAUAAUUCAUGAUUGGAGUUUAUCAACGAUUCCAAAAAACAAAAUAAUAAAGAAAAAUUUGCCGCGCUCUCGCGGUUGAAUUUAUAAAUAUAUAUUGUACGUAAUAUACAUAUAAUGCAAUUCGUUUAAAUGGCGUGAACUCGGAUUAAGGGAUGACACGCGAUUUGUUCGUGUACGUUUCAUACAUCACAAUUCGAUAUCUCGAUAUAAGGGCUAAAAAAAAAGUGAAAGGACACACCUACCCGUAAAUGUAGACGUACACAUACACAUACACAUGCACAUGCACGUACACGGACACGUAUACGUAAACAUGAAAACACAAACGCGACACACGCCAAUCGGUAUAAUUGUAGCGAAACUUACCUAGGUACCAAUUCACCUAAAUCAAUUGAUAAUUAAACAAAAUAUAUAUUGAUAUACAUAUUAUAAAUAAUAUAUAUUAUAUAGAGAAUAGCAUUAUAUUCAAUAUACCUGACCGCCGACGACUUGGACGUGGACAGGCGACCGAUUUUUCUAGUGAAAUUUGUCUAAUUUUUAUGACGUACACCGGGUUUUAUCCAAAACUCAUUUCAAUUUCGUACACACUUUUCUACUAAAAAAAAAAAAAGAACACCAGCCGUUUCACACUUUCGCAUAUUUUAUUUAAUGUUAAUUAGUACAUACUUUAGUUAAUUCCUUAUCCCAAAGAUAUUUUGUAAAUCCAAUGUGAUUGUAAGAGUGAUUACUGUCGAAAAUAAAACAUUUUUUUAUCUGAAAAUUUAUGCAAUCUUUUUUUUUAUAUGUAGAUAUUUAGUGCAAUUGUAGAAAAAAGUGCGACCCUGAGAUUUGCGUUGUAGAAAAUUUCAAGUGAGAACGGCUGUUUUUUUUUUAUUUAGUGGUUGAACACGAUUCAGUGACACGAACACAAAACACGCAAGCACACUAUGUGCGCGUUCUUAUAUUCGAAAUUACAAUCGUACCUUUUUAACAUGAAUAUAAAUAUGUAGUUAUAAAAAAAAAAUCUCAGUUGUGUUAUCGUGCUUUUUAUAAAGUCUGGUUCUCAAAAAAGGCAUUACUGUUUUCGUACGUGAAUCAAACUGUUCUAGACGUCGUGUAAAAAAAAAAACCGAUGUGUGAAACGCUGUUUUUGUAGUAGUGGUUCAAAAAAAAAUCCAAGUGUCCUGUUGUUUGCUGUAUCCUUGCUCAUGCUCUAUGGUCUAAACGAUGGUUAUAUUACGCAGUAACUAAACAUCAAUCUCGCGCCGCGUCAUGCGCCUUCACGCGCCUUAAAAAAAGAUACCGUGACAUCUCCCUGCACAAGAAUUCUCAGCCCUUGCAAAUAAUUCUUAUCGCAAAUCCACAGCAGGAGACAACGACUCUCUACUUCUCUUAAUUGCCAGAAUCGAAAUUCCACGUCACGUGACAACCACAUAUCAAACGAUUUUCGCACAAAAAAAAACCGGAUACGAAUCUGGGUGCGUUAAUUAGGAGCUGCAGAGGCGCGUUGUUUGAAAAAAAGUCUCGUGAAACGUCACACAAAUUACACAGUACACACGCGCACGCAAAACACGGAUGAAACACACUCAUGGUAUCGAGCAAUCGAUAUGUCAAGAACAAGCAAUAACAAUAUGUUAGGUGUGAUUCUUCACCUCCUUUGUAAUGUGUGUGAUAAAGCAUAGUAUAUAUAUAAUAUAAUGACUAUUAUAUAUAUGAAUAUAAAUAUUAUAUAUAAAGUACUAAUAUAUAAUUGAUAAUAAUGAUUAAAAUAUCUAAUAUAUUCUGACAGACCGUAAAAGGGGAUGUAACUAAAUUACUCUCGGGGACAAAAGUCCAGUCUGGCUCCUAACUCUUGAGCUCGUUCUUGAGCUCACUCUUGAGAAGGGCUACGUCAGAAAAAUUAAAUCUGUUAAAAGUUGUUCAAUUUUUAAGGAUUUAUUUUUUACUGUGCAGUAGAAUCUUUGGAGUAUUUUGUGCCCGACAGUAGGAACUAAUUGUACGACACGGCAGUCAAACAGUAACAACAGAAAUAGGAGAAAAGAUCUAGUGCAUGAGGAAACAAAAAGUGAUCCAAAAGUAAGAACAGCCACACACACAAACACAUAUAACGGCAUACAACAAUGAUAAUAAAGUAAUCCUUAAUGGCAACAAUUAUAAACGCAUCUCGACCGAACUCUGUUGUUCGAUUUACUGAAUGAGUAAUUAAGGGCAAAACUUGGUGGAAAAAAAAUUAAGUACGUGAGAGGGGGAAAAGAGUAACAAUGGUAGUCAUUUACGAUAGAUUUGUAUUUUUCAGUGUUGAAAAGUUUUUUAUACCGCUGUUAUAUUCUUGUCUAAAUAUCUUAGUUCAGUGCAUGAGAGAGGGAGAGAAAGGGUGAGUAUGAGAGCGAGAGAAAAUGCGUGGGAGAGAAUGUCAAGGGGGAGGGAGGGGGAUGAAUAUUUGGCGUUGUCCAAACUAAAAAAUAAAAUAAUAAUAAUAAUAACAGAGAAUUGGUGAAAUUUUUGUAUCUGUAAGCUAAGAAAGUAAGAAUACAAUUCGGGACAUUUUUGCGAGAGAGCGAUCGAGUGAUCGAGUCGAGUAAAAAGGGAAGAAAAAUGAAUAACGCACUUUUAGGGGCUGAAGAGAAUUUGUCAAGUGUACCCCUCCGAGAAAUCCAAAGGAUCUGCUAAUGACGCGAAAAUUGGGGCGAUAAUAAACACGAAGUCAAAUUCGAAGUGAUACGUGCGUGAUCGUGCGUACUUCCUACAAACCCGUACCUAUUAUUUAAUGAUAACGAUAGUAAUAUAAAUGACCCCUGCUCACCCUCCGAUAUACCGUUUUCCGAGGAAGAUUCAAAUGAUUUUUAUUUUUUUAUAUAAAAGUUAUUAUUAUAUUAUUAUUCUAUCUGUAGAUAAAUCCGUAGCGUUUAUAAUAGCCCAAAAAUUGUUUUCCUAUUUCCCUUUUUUUUUUAGCUUUGGUUAAUGAAUUUAUUACCGCUAAUAUUACCCUAUGUAGUAGAGCAGAGCACUAUUGUCGCUGUAACUAUUGCGUUUUUCUCUAAUCGCUAUUACCACUUACUACACUGUUAUUAUCAUUGAUCGUUAUCGCUAUGAUUUCUGUCACUAUUGUAGAGAUCUCCACGUACCAAAGAGACACGGAAACAACACACCCCAAAUUUUCACACAUCACACGAAAAUGCAUAAUCAACCAUACAUACGCAAAAAAAACAACACUGACAAACGUGCAUAGUUAAACAGAAAGGAAAAUCACAAGUAGCUUAGGAAUUUUGUGGAGACGUUUUAUAAAUAUCCGAGUAUCGAAGCAAGCGUUGGUUUCUGAGUCAGUUCGAAAAUCGACGACUAAGUAAACCUUCGAGGUUCUCUGUGGAGAGUAAGAUUAAAUCUAAAGUUAAGCCCUGGUGAUCGACAAGUCGCGAACUUGCUGAAUAAAUUCAAGUCACGAAUUGCUUAGGUCCUUAGACGUAUAAAGUAAUGAUAAGACUUUUUAAGACACAAGCAGCUGGGAGUAGUGCAAUGUUAAGUGACAAAAAAAUGGACGUGGCGGGGUAAUGAUGUGGUUGAAAUAAAGAAAAAACACCCGAUAGAAAGAAACCGUAAUAAACGUGUCAAGGGAUCUUUCAAGAGCGGGAAACCAAUUCGAGAGAAUUCUCAGGAUUAAGGUUGCGAAUCCAAGUAGGAAAUUGUCAGGCGAAAAGGGCCAAUUGGGAAAUAAAUUGAUCGUGAAUCGAGUUUAAAAUUGAGAGAAGAGCAAACGGAAAGAUCGGAGAGACAAUUGACGAAAGUACCGGCGCGAGAAAAACCAAAAUCAAAAAGUCGAAUCCAUUUGGAACAGAAACUUUUCGUUGAAUUAUUUACUCUGCUGCUAACUUUUCCAUAUCGAUUCUACAAAUAUAAACUCUAUGCGGCUUGAUGUUAAUUCAAAUUAUUCACAAUUAAAUAUUGCAUUUGAAAAAAAGCAUUGUUUUGCGCGGGUUAGAGUUUGGGCGAUGUCCAUUUGACCUCAUGAGCCAACUUGUCCUCACGAGUAGUGGGAGCAAGCAGACCAAGGACUCCGCGCGUCAAAUGGGCUCCGCGCGUCAAAUGGGCUUUUUCCACCAAAUGGGCUCCGUGCGUCAAAUGGGCAUAGCCCGCAGAGCUGUUUUUUAUAAUAAAUUGAAGAGUUCUGAUUCAAGUGCAUCUUCUUCGCGAUUGAAACCAAGGAUUGAUCGAAAUCGUUGUGACAAUGACACUCGUAGAUGCAAAAUAUCACUUUUAAGACAUUACAGUACCCGUAAUGCUCUUUCAUAUUAGGAAACCCUCCCCGCCCCCGGUUCCUGUAAGUUUGUUGAUAGAAAUUCGUGAAGUAAAUGAAAGAGUUGUUUGUGGAAGCAAAACAAAAAAAAAGAAAUGAUAGGAAAGUGAGAGAAUGUGUAAAAACCAACGUUUGAUAUGUACAUUUUAGCCUAAAUAUUAUAUUACGUGUGUUUUCUAGUGACGAGGCAUGUUUCGAUGACUGUCUAAUGUUGUAAAUCUGUAAGUUCGUCUUUUUUUAUGUGGCGCACGCAUUCGCAUAUGUGCAAAGUUACACUCGCGUUUCAUUAAGACACAUACAUUCAAAACAUACACUUACAAUUACACGAGUUAACUUCUUAAUUGAGUAAUAAAUAAUAAAUUUUACUUUAUGUUUUGUCUUGUUUUUUUUGUAAUGUGUACAUUUUGUAGGAGAGGAGUGAGAAGCAGUGAGAGUAAUAGAAGAGCUAUUAGAGGCGGAUAAUGAAAUUUUGUAAUUAUACUUGUAAAACGCUGUUUCGUGCGAAACGAGAGGUUGAACCUGAUUUCUUAAUUAUUCUUAGUGGUAGUUCGUAUUGAUAUAUUGAAUAUAUUUAGGAUAUAAAUAAUCGACGAGCCGAUCAAGAUCGCUCGCUAGCCAAUUUGCUCCUACAGUCUUUUGUACCGUUCUUUUUUCUAAAUAAUCACUAUUAGCAUUAACGUGUAUUUCUAUAUACGCUUAGACGAAGUUUUUCUACACCCAAUACACAUACACGCGCGCGUUAACGCCACACUGUUAGUGACUUUUUGAACGAACGCAGAUUCUUGAUCGUCGAUCGGGUCACGCGAUUUUCAAAAAAGGAAGAGUAAGAAAACGUGGAGGACGCGAUUCGGUUUUUGAAACGAGGUGCUCGAAGUAGGGAGUCGUUUGGUAAAUUAUUAGAAUUUUUUAUACAUGCGAGUUUCUUCUCUAGGGAGAAAAAGUCGAGUACCGUUUUCGAGCAACUUGACGAAAACCGUCGGGGGGGAAAGGCUCUCGAGGGGGAAAAAAAGCGCAGAACGAAGGAAAGUGAGGGUGAGAAGGCCUGAUACCUGUUUUUUCAUACGUUAGGUGUUUUUCGCAUGUACCUAGUUAGGCGUUAAAAGAAAAUACGAGGUAACCUUUUGAAGCUAUAAAUGUUAAGCCUUUUUCACGUAGCAGGACAUGAAUGCGGGAGGAGUGAAACAGGGAGAAAAGUGAGAGAAAACGAGCAAGAGAGAUGGAAUGAAUGCUCAAGAGGAAAAAGGAAGCGUGAGUGGCAUGUGAAGCUAGUUACGGAGUAAGAGAUAGAGACUGUGAGCGCAAGUGAAGCAACAUUGGCAAAAAAAAACGUUCGGCGGGAGAUUUUUUACCUUUUUCUAAAAAAAAAUUACAACGGUUGACCUAAGAUGUUUGUAGUUGAAUGUACUUGGCACUUUUAAGACUUUCGCGUAGAUCGAUUACACGGCGGGAGACGAAAAAUUAGUAUUUCGAUUAGCGUUUUUGUAUAUUCACGUAACGUGAUUGCGUAUAUAGACUUAGGGGCGCUGAGCUUCCGCUUAUUUUUCGCGUCUUUUUGACUUUCGGAAUCGAGCACCAGUAUUUAGGUAAUUUUCCCACUUUUAAAGACCUUUUUUUUUUUGCUAACAUCGGUCUUGUACAUCGCGUGUUGAACCACCUUUUCGAGGAACUUUUUCUCGAAGUCAAAUUUUGUGCAUAUCAGUGCAACGUUAAAGCUGCUUUUGUCCAUUUCGAUUUUUUAAUCUCCUCGCUCCUUUCCAUGAGUGUACUAGUCAUUAUAGAGUACUUUAAUAUAAAAGAAAAUUGUUGGAUCGUCACUCGGUCAAUGAAUUUGAAUUUCGAGCCGAUGGUAUUUUUUCAUCGAACAUUAUUUAAUGCCAGGCGUUCUUUUUUUUGUUUGUUUAUAAAUUAAUUUAAAGUAUUUUUUUACUAUUUACGUUAUUAUCUACUACAUGGCGAUGAAACGUAUUAGACGAAUAUUAUUGAUUACAUUAUAAGAGGAGUGCAAUUCACUUUUAAGAGAGGUUUAUUUUCGGUAUAGAUACGCGACUCACUCGAAUAAACGAAUAGACUAAAAAUCGUGCGCAAUGCAAUCGACCGUUUCGAGCUUUAGACAAAUCUUAGAUAAUCGUUAGCUGAACAGUAACAGUAUUACUCGAGUACUGGAGGUAUCAGCGUAUGCUUCUUUUCUCAUUGUUAACACGUUGUAACAUGCACGCGUUUGAUACGAUUUAUAUUAUUAAUUCUCGUUGUUGAACUACUUAGACGAUUGCGAUUGCUACCGAUCCCAUAUCUAUAUUUAAAGGAAAACACUAAAUUCUACACGGACACAUGCCUAAUACACAAGACUUACAUAUUCUUUGAUACUUUUACGCUUAAGCCGCUCUUUUCACUCCUAUUAUACCUUACGAGCAGAGCAAAUCUCAAAAAACCAACUUAAAAAAAAAAUAUGCAUGAAACUAAUCACUAGAGUUCAAAAUAUAUAAGAAAAAAAAGUUCGAUUUUCAACUAUUUAAAUGUCAAUUUCAUUUACAAUCUAACUACCGUUGGUUAUUCGAAUUUACUCUGCUUCGAGCUGCUCCAUCAAUAUUUAGAUCACCGCAACAAAUAACACAAGUUGAUUGUGAUAUUUUUCUUCAGGGAAUAUAAAUAUUGAACAUGGGCCAGCAGAAGAGCAAUGUAUGUAUUCGCUUGUUCCGAUCUCCCGAGUAUAUAUGUAUAAUAAUACCUUGUAUUCCAAGCUUCAUGAUAUAGUUAUAGUUGACCGACAAUUCACUGUGAUUGGCUCUAUCGAUAGCCACGCUACAUCAAAAAAAAAAAAAAAAAAAAAAAAAAAAAAAAUAUA
Messenger RNA from Belonocnema kinseyi, 13770 nucleotides. It is a transcript of the gene orb2, whose product is annotated as cytoplasmic polyadenylation element-binding protein 2. The transcript is spliced from 9 exons. The coding region runs from base 1209 to 3407 and encodes 732 amino acids. Gene Ontology annotation, molecular function: ribosome binding; translation factor activity, RNA binding; mRNA 3'-UTR binding. Gene Ontology annotation, cellular component: cytoplasm; nucleus; synapse. Gene Ontology annotation, biological process: negative regulation of cytoplasmic translation. The record is from RefSeq and is a predicted model, not a curated record. NCBI's taxonomy places the organism in Eukaryota, Metazoa, Arthropoda, Insecta, Hymenoptera, Cynipidae.